Glossina fuscipes is the source of this 1413-nucleotide messenger RNA. RefSeq names its product sugar transporter SWEET1. Gene Ontology annotation, molecular function: sugar transmembrane transporter activity. Lineage: Eukaryota; Metazoa; Arthropoda; Insecta; Diptera; Glossinidae. Gene Ontology annotation, cellular component: membrane. Bases 138 to 890 code for a protein of 250 amino acids. The record is from RefSeq and is a predicted model, not a curated record. Gene Ontology annotation, biological process: carbohydrate transport. The transcript has 3 exons.
UAAAAUAGUUCAUAAAAAGAAAAAAGAAAUAAAAGUUUGCCUUAAGAGAGAGAAAAAAUUCAGUUUUCUCUUUAAAUAUUCUGUAAAUUGAUUUCUCUGAGUGGCCUUACGAUACGAUUACGGUUGUUAAAUUGACAAUGGACAUAUUAGGGGAUUUAUUAGCACCUUAUAGCAGUGUCAUUGCCAAAUGUGUUUGUACGGUAACAUGCUUGCACUAUAUGUCUGGCGCUUUUCUUUUGAAUGAAAUACGCAAAGUGGGAUGCAGCGACGGUUUUCCGCCGGAUCCAUUCCUAGGCGGUGUAGUUUUAACAGUAUUAAGUUGCAAGCUGGGUACAUUGAUGGGCGAUGAGGCAAUGGUGAAGGUGAAUAUGUUCGGGUUUUGUAUUAAUGUUAUCUUUACUCUGACACACUUUUGGUAUGCGUCGGGAACUUUUAAAAUGAAAAUUUGGACAAAAAUUGGUGUGGCCGCUGUAUUUACUAUAACCUGUUUAGCUUAUGCAAACUUUGAAGAUCCUUAUAAAAUUGAAUUCCGUUUUGGUAUGCUAAUAACUGGCUUGCUAAUAUAUUUGGUCGGUAUGCCUCUGCUUGAAUUGGAUGCAAUCAUAAAUAGGAAGACAACUGAUGGCUUGUCGUUGCCGAUGACAUUAGCCGGUGCCGUGGUAUCCGCGGCUUGGGUUAUUUACGCCAUUUCCAUAAAAAAUUCCAUGCUAACGUAUCAAAAUGCUUUGCUUUUAAUAUUGAGUUCGAUACAAUUGUCACUAUUUGCUAUAUAUCCGAACACAAUUUCUUUAAUGGACAAGAAUCCGUCAUUAUUAUUCUUGGAACAAAAGCGUUCUAAUAAAAAGACUAGCAAUCCUUCAAAAGAUAUUCAUAAUAAGAAGUUUAAUUAGAUGUAUUGCAGGGUUGUUGGCUUUCAAAAAAUUGGAAAAGAAAAAACAAACUAAUUAUGUACUACGAAACCAUGUGAUCUCCAAGACGUUCGAGCUAAAUGUGUCGAAAACUAAAACUCAAACAACCACAAAUCAUUAAUCAAUUUUAUAAACUUUAUGACAAUAAUAAUAAUCUUCCAAUAAAGGUAAAUUUAAAAAUAUAGCUUUAAAAUUUAGCUCUUGUAAAUUUAACUUAUGAAAUUGUUAAUACGUACAAUUUAUUGCAGCUUAAGUCAUAUUAAAAAUGAAUUAAAAAUUUUAUAAAAUAACAUUCAAAAUAUAUAUUAAAAUGAAUAUUGUAAUAAAAUAUUAGCGCGCUGUUUGCUUAUACAUAUCUUGAUUAAAAAAUAAAUAAAAAUAUCUUCAAAUAUAAAUAUUAAGAAAAACAUUUUCAGCGGACAAUUUUUUGCACAUAAUUUUACAAGCCUUUGUUCAAUUUGUUUACGACAGAACAUAUCCCAACUAACAAUGAUGAUAACAAAAA